This is a messenger RNA of Microdochium trichocladiopsis, 1248 nucleotides long. RefSeq names its product Alpha/Beta hydrolase protein. The record is from RefSeq and is a predicted model, not a curated record. The transcript has a single exon. Bases 1 to 1248 code for a protein of 415 amino acids. Gene Ontology annotation, biological process: lipid metabolic process. NCBI's taxonomy places the organism in Eukaryota, Fungi, Ascomycota, Sordariomycetes, Xylariales, Microdochiaceae.
AUGCCUUCUCUGCUCCCGAACCGUACACUCGCAGAUCUCAGAGAUUCGUUUGCUCACCAGAACCUGGAGAGGUUGUCUAGAUUCGAGCCUCCGUCUCCUCCCCCCACAAAUGCCUACGACGAAAUCCGCGGCUCGUUCGUUCUCGACAAACUAAAAGAAUGGAGCGCGAAGAAUAAACCCAGCAUUGAGGCUGCCAUGAAGGCCCAGGUCUUUGGCGCCAAGGGCUCCAUCCAGUGGACCAACGCAUUCUUGCCUUUCAUGGAGAGCACGGCUGUCUAUCUUCGCGACUGGGGCUUCCUGCUCGAAGCUUGGCGCGAGAUCCGGGCCUACAAGAACGCGAAAGUCGAUGACUUGUCUCGCUAUCAGAAAAUCGUCGAGCUUCACAACAAGGCGUACGAGCAGAUCGACGAGCUCGCACAUGAGUGGGGCAUGCAUUACGUUCACAUCUGUGAUCUCGUCUCUGAACACCCACAGGGCAAGCCGUACUGGGACGGACCGUUCUGCGGAGCAUUUUUGCCCAACGACCCAGCGACAAGCAGCCCAUUUAUCGGUCUCGCUUUCAAAGGAACGAAUCCUUUCCAGCCCGAGGAGGUUGCCGUCGACUGCUGCUACCAACUGAUAGAGGCGAGCAAAGAACUGGGACACCAACAGGUGUCCGUGGGCGUAUACACUGGUCUUUUCGGCACGUUCAAUGUCCUGAAGACCUCUCCGUUUGCGUUGAUCUGCCAACAGCUUCGCGAGCUCACGCGCUUUUUCAAGAACCAACCAACGAGGCCCCGCAUCCAUGUGACGGGCCACUCGCUCGGGGGAUCCUAUUCACAGCUCUGCUAUGCCGGGCUGCUGACUGCCGCGCCCGAUGAGUUCCCUGAUAAGGCCACCAUGGGUGACCAGUACACCUAUGGCGCACCCCGCAUCGGCAGCCAGGACUGGGCGAGGUACAAUACCAAACUCGUAUCGAAGGCCGACGGUCAGACCUGGAGGAUUGUUCACAACGACGACCUUGUACCUCAGAUCCCUCCGACGUCGCUCCAGCCGAAACAGCUCAAUUUCCGCCAUGUAGACCAGGGCGUCAAGAUAUUCACAGGCAGGGUUCCGCAAAUCAUUCCCAGCGAGAUCGAGGAGCCUGAUCCCAAGGUUUAUACGAUCAACAACUGGGACGACUUCGUCAACACCGUCCUGUAUGGCGUGGAACAUCGUGAGUACUCUCUCCUCCAUUCCUCGGAUCUGCACUCAUGGCUUUGUUUCUAA